Drosophila eugracilis is the source of this 637-nucleotide messenger RNA. RefSeq lists its product as uncharacterized. NCBI's taxonomy places the organism in Eukaryota, Metazoa, Arthropoda, Insecta, Diptera, Drosophilidae. The coding region runs from base 41 to 637 and encodes 198 amino acids. The record is from RefSeq and is a predicted model, not a curated record. The transcript is spliced from 2 exons.
GGUGGCCGAAACUCAGUAGUUUUCAUAAAGUUUUGUGAUCAUGAAGUCGGCUCUUAGGAUGGUCACUCUUUUGGCCAUAUUCUAUAUAUUAAACUUUAAACAAACUGUAGGUUGUGAUUUUAAAAUAUUUUAUCUAAUUACUAACUUAAUAUAUCUAAAUCAGAACUCGGUGGUUUUCAAACUAACAAAUGCCAUUUGCGGUAGUUACAACAAGACCUGGAUUAGGAUCAAUCAUUGCCGCUUGAAGGCGAUCAGUCGCCACAAGACUGUGUUCAACUUCAAUGCAACCUUUCUUCAUCCCACGAGGAACAUUAUUGUUCACUACCAAUUGUUUAAAAGGGAAAAUGGCUAUAAGCCUUGGCUGGUUAAUAUCCGGAUCGAUGGCUGUCGGUAUCUGCGAAAGCCUUACGAUGCCAUUGCAAUUUUACUUUUUAGCAUCUAUAAGGACUUCUCAAACAUCAAUCACACCUGCCCGUUGUAUGGUGACAUCUUUAUAAAGGAUAUGUAUUUAACCACCGAUGUCAUGCGACUACCACUGCCCACUGGUGAUUUCCUCUUGGCUAUAGAUUGGAUAUUCUAUGGGAAACCACAGUUUGCCACCAAUAUUAGUUUCCAAUUUGUGGAGGAUCUUUUGUGA